Epinephelus fuscoguttatus (brown-marbled grouper) is the source of this 2726-nucleotide messenger RNA. RefSeq lists its product as uncharacterized. The record is from RefSeq and is a predicted model, not a curated record. Bases 566 to 1411 code for a protein of 281 amino acids. NCBI's taxonomy places the organism in Eukaryota, Metazoa, Chordata, Actinopteri, Perciformes, Serranidae. The transcript is spliced from 5 exons.
UUGAGGGCAAUGCACUUUCUUUUCCACAAUACACCAGCGAGGAGGGAUGUCUUCAUUGCUGUCACCAAAUCCUCGGUCUUCCCAUUGCCAUUCUGUGGCCAUAGGUGGAUUGAGAACUUGCCAGUUGUGGAGAGGGCUAUGGAGGUGUGGCCAUCACUGGUGAAGUAUGUGGGUGCAGUGAGGAUGAAGAAGGUUCCAAACCCUGGAACAGCCUCCUUUGACAUCAUAGAAGCAGCCCGGGCAGAUCCGCUCAUCUUGCCCAAGCUACACUUCUUCAUGGCUAUCUCAAGGACCUUCACUCCCUUCCUGACAAAGUACCAGACUGACGCACCAGUCAUGUGAUUCCUUUGCAAAGACUUGGCUGAAUUGUUCAAGAGUGUGCUUAGGCGUUUUGUCAAGAGGGAGCAUCUCCACAACAUCACUCCACUUCAGCUUGUCAGGCUGGAUGUCACUGAUCAGAAGAGCUGGGUCAACCUGAAGGAAGCUGACAUAGGCUUGGGUGCUGAGGCAGCCCUCAAGUACCUCCAGAGAAAGAACAGCGUUUAGGAAGGACUGCGUUAAGGGUAUGUCAAAUAUCCUAAAGAAAGUCCAGGACAAGAGCCCCCUGAAGUACCCCAUCGUGAGACAGAUGGCAUGUCUGGACCCCACAGUCAUGUACACCGACCCAGAUUGGUGCCAGGGAAAAAUGAGAAAUGUAGUGCACAAGUUUCUGCAAGACAAGCAGUUGUCCGGAGGUGUCUCUGCUGGUGAUGUGAUUAUCCAACAGUUUGGGAACUUCCUGUCUGUUGAGGCCAAAAGCGAGCACUUCCUGUCCUUUCGGCCCAUAGAAACCAGGCUUGAUGUGUUUCUGCAUGGCUUCCUGAGCCAACCCUACCCUGAGCUCUGGAGUUUCUGUCAAAAGCUUCUACUCUUAUCCCAUGGGCAGGCUACGGUCGAGAGAGGCUUCUCCAUUAACAAGGAGGUGGAGACUGUUAACCUUCAGGAGGACACUGUCAUUGCCCAGAGACUAGUUUGUGACUAUGUUGCAGUUUGUGGGGGCAUUGCCAAUGUCCCUCUCACCAAGGAGAUGCUGACCUCGGUGAGAUCAGCAAGGUCAAAAUACAGAGAACACCUUGACCUGGAGAAGAGGAAGAGGCAAAGCGCUGCACAAGGGCAGAAGAGAAGAGCUGCAGAAGACCACAUCACUGAGCUUAAAAAGAAGACGCAAACUCUCCUGGAGGUAUCUGACUCACUGGAGAAGGAUGCAGACAGGUUUGCUGAGCAAGCUGAGGGGAAGUCCGGCACCUUGAUGGCUCAGCUCAUCACAAAGUCAAACGUCCUCAGAAAAAGAUAUAAAGAAAAAAUGAGUGAGCUGAAAAAAAUAGAGGCAGAACUGGAGAUCAAGGCCACAGAACUGAGGCUCAUGUCAUGAGUGUGUGUUCAGUAGAUGGGUUUUUUUGUUAGAUGUUUACGACUAAAUAAUUGCACUUGAAGCUAUUGAACCAGAGCCCACACUUCUGUUUGACAAAAUGUAUAUUUUGUUUUGUAUUGGUUAUCCUUGUGUAUAGAGGCAGAACUGGAGAUUAAGGACACAGAUCUGAGGCUCAUGCCAUAAGUGUGUUCAGUAGAUGGGGUUUUUUGUUGGAUGUUUACGACCAAAUAACACAGCACAGCACUUUGUAUUGAGUAUCAUUUUAUGCUCAAUAAACAGACAAAAAGUAAACUUGAAUGAAUCUCAUUGAGUGACACACAUGCUAUGCUUCGGUUAUAGUACAGCGGGAUCCCCCAACCAUCGCUUAUAUUUAUAUUUUUUUCUGUCUUAAAUUCCAUUCAAGGUGGCAUUAAAAAGGUCUUAAAAAGUCUUGAAUUUAACUUACUGAAACCUGCAGAUACCCUGCUAGCUGUCAUUCCAGACAUAUUCCUACCACACGUUUCUCACCAAAGUUGUACUAUCUCAUUCAUGGCUUAUUUCUGUCAUAUACGUAACUAUGCACAUAUCCAUUCCAUAGUCUUUCACAUUUGCUUUAUGUGCAUUUCUCUAGCUAUGCAUCUCCCCUUAAUUUUCUCUUUACUUAUUUAUUAGAAGCCUGUUGCCUGCUGGUAAGGUAAAGAUCACCUCAUGUCAAAUGGUCGGUCGUCCCUCUCCCUCCUUAGUCUUUUUUUGGGGGGAUUCCCUAUUCGACUAUGGAUUCAUCACCCUCCUUAAAUCAAACCAUCUCUACAGGGUCUAAUCUUUCUACAUUCUUAAUCAUACGUUCACAUGUUAAUAAAUAUUCUUUUACCAAAAAAACAAGUCUCUCCUGAUUGAACUGAAGCUCAGCAUAAGUUCAAUCAGGAAGACCUUCUCUAUGCUCAGCCUUUCACAUUUCUCUCCAUUCCACUCUCACUACUCCCUCUAAUCAGCUGACUAUGGGUGUUCACUCCUCUAGUUAUCCAAUCACACUUUGCCACAAUCUCUCAGCCAAUCAGGAUGCCACUGCAAAAUUUUAAAUCUGCUCUCUCUUCUGCUGAUGCAGCCAUCAUUUUAGGCAGAAUCUUUGCACCCUCCUCCACCCCGUUCAUCUCCAGCCAUCGUAUCCAGAGUCCAGGACAAGCUCUCAAAGACUCAUUCCUUCUCUCAUCCAUCAUUGGCACUUUUUCAUCUUCCUCUCAUCUCAUCUUCACCACUUCUACCACCACCAGCGUCUAGACCCUGGGGGGUUCCCUAUUCGACUAUGGAUUCAUCACCCUCCUUAAAUAAAACCAUC